Messenger RNA from Ziziphus jujuba (common jujube), 3439 nucleotides. RefSeq names its product protein argonaute 7. Bases 273 to 3302 code for a protein of 1009 amino acids. The record is from RefSeq and is a predicted model, not a curated record. Gene Ontology annotation, molecular function: protein binding; RNA binding. Gene Ontology annotation, biological process: regulatory ncRNA-mediated post-transcriptional gene silencing. Gene Ontology annotation, cellular component: cytoplasm. The transcript is spliced from 3 exons. NCBI's taxonomy places the organism in Eukaryota, Viridiplantae, Streptophyta, Magnoliopsida, Rosales, Rhamnaceae.
CACCUUUUAGCAUUUUUCCAUUUCAAAUAUACUUAACCAGUGUGAAAACCAAAACCUCCCUUCAGAGCUGGACACAAAGAACCUUGGGAACUAAAACCCAAACUAUUUCUCUCUCUCUCUCUCUUUCUUCCUCUCUCUGCAAUAACUACAGUUUCUACUGUGAUACCUCCAAUCUGCUAUAAAAAAAGAAAAACAGAACCUGUUUUUCACUCUCUCAUGCCCAUAACCUCUUUUUGCCUUUUCUCAUUCUUGGUUUCCUCUCAAUCAAGUCUAUGGAAGAGACAGAAGAGUCCAAUGCUAACAAGAAAUGCAACACCAAAACAAGGACUUUCAGGGGGAGAAGCAACCCACAAAAGCAUCAAUUUCAGCAUCAGCUCUUUCAGUAUUCAAAUCAGUUUGGAAUCUGUAAUCAGAAUCCAUACCACAGAUACUAUCCAGCUCUUCUUCCUCUACCUCCUCCAAUACCUCUGCAACUUGCUUUAACACCUCCUCUGCCUCUCAACCACAGCUUCAGGUCAAAAACCCGUCUGCAGAAACCUUCAUGCAGGCUCAAUAACCCUCCUCUCGCCGCCUCUUCGGAAACCCAUAUACCCAAUGUCAAAAUUUCACCGGAGGGGUUUCCAAAGCAAACUGGUAUACCCCUCAAACAAGAAGAUGGAAGGAAGUUCUCAGGUUCAAGGACAGAACAAGCACUAGUGGCUGCAAAGAGACCAGAUUCUGGUGGUGUAGAAGGUCCAGUUAUCUCUCUCCUAGCUAACCAUUUUCUUGUCCAAUUUGAUUCUUCACAAAGAAUUUUCCACUACAAUGUUGAAAUCUCUCCCAAUCCUUCCAAGGAUGUUGCAAGAAGGAUCAAACAGAAAUUGGUGGAGGAUAACCCUGCAGUACUCUCCGGUGCUGUUCCAGCUUAUGAUGGCCGGAAGAAUCUUUAUAGCGCAGUGGAAUUUCAACAUGACAAACUCGAAUUAUACAUAAGCCUUCCCAUUUCCACAAGCAAACCAACUACGUUAUGUGGAGGGCUGGAUCACUCUCAGGAGAAACAGCAACAGCUCAAACUGUUUCGAAUAAAUAUCAAACUUGUAUCGAAGUUUGAUGGGAAGUCAUUAAGUAGUUACUUGAACAAGGACGGAGACGAUUGGAUCCCAAUCCCUCAGGAUUAUCUCCAUGCUUUGGAUGUUGUUUUGAGGGAGAGCCCAAUUGAGAAAUGUAUACCUGUUGGGAGAUCACUAUAUUCAAGCUCAAUGGGAGGAACUAAGGAAAUUGGCGGAGGAGCUAUUGGAUUUAGAGGGUUCUUUCAGAGCCUUAGACCCACCCAACAAGGACUAGCUCUGAAUGUGGAUUUCUCUGUGACAGCUUUCCAUGAAAGCAUUGGAGUAAUCCCGUACUUGCAGAAGAGGCUUGAGUUUCUCCGGGAUCUUCCUCAGAGGAAGACUAGAGGUUUGGUUGGUGAGGAAAGGAAGGAAGUUGAAAAGGCGUUAAAGAACAUUAGGAUCUUUGUUUGCCACAGAGAAACUGUUCAGAGAUACCGAGUUUAUGGCUUGACUGAGGAGGCGACUGAAAAUCUUUGGUUUGCAGACAGGGAUGGGAAGAAUCUGAGGCUGGUGAGUUACUUCAAGGAUCACUAUAAUUAUGACAUACAAUUCAGAAAUUUGCCUUGCUUGCAGAUUAGUAGGAGUAAACCAUGUUAUCUUCCUAUGGAGCUGUGUAUGAUCUGUGAAGGGCAGAAAUUUCUUGGCAAGCUAUCAGAUGAUCAGACUGCAAGAAUACUUAAGAUGGGUUGCCAACGACCGAAAGAACGGAAAGCCAUUAUAGAUAAUAUUAUGCAAGGCCCUGUUGGACCAACAAGUGGCAUUCAGGGAAGAGAGUUCAAACUCCAUGUCUCCAGAGAAAUGACAAGAUUAAAUGGAAGAGUUCUUCAACCUCCCAAGCUAAAGCUUGGUGAGGGGGGCCACAUCAGAGACCUAACACCAUGUCGCCAUGAUCGCCAGUGGAACCUUAUGGAUAGCCAUGUCUUUGAGGGAACUCGAAUUGACAGAUGGGCACUAUUGAGUUUUGGUGGCACUUCUGAUCAGAAGUCCAACAUUCCAAAAUUCAUAAACCAGCUUUCUCAAAGAUGUGAACAAUUAGGCAUCUUUCUUAACAGAAACUUAAUUGUUAGCCCCCAGUUUGAACCAACACAGGUUCUUAACAAUGUGUCCCUUUUGGAAUCUAAACUGAAGAAAAUACAAAGAGCUGCAUCAAACAAUCUCCAGCUGCUCAUAUGUAUAAUGGAAAGGAAACACAAAGGUUAUGCAGAUUUGAAGCGAAUAGCAGAGACAAGCGUUGGGGUUGUAACCCAAUGCUGCUUGUACCAAAAUCUUGUUAAGUUGAGUUCACAAUUUCUGGCGAAUUUGGCUAUCAAAAUCAAUGCCAAAGUUGGUGGUUGCACGGUUGCCUUGUACAAUUCAUUACCCUCUCAAAUCCCAAGGCUGCUCCGCUCAGAUGAUCCGGUGAUCUUUAUGGGUGCUGAUGUUACACAUCCUCACCCACUUGAUGAUGUUAGUCCUUCUGUUGCAGCUGUUGUUGGUAGCAUGAAUUGGCCAGCAGCAAACAAGUAUGCUUCAAGAAUGAGGUCCCAAACUCAUAGACAAGAAAUCAUCCAGGAUCUUGGUGCAAUGGUGGGAGAAUUGCUGGAUGAUUUUUACCAGGAAGUUGACAAACUUCCUAAAAGAAUAAUUUUUUUCAGAGAUGGAGUAAGCGAAACACAGUUUUAUAAAGUCCUGAAAGAGGAGUUGCAAGCCAUUAAAGGGGCUUGCUCUAGGUUUCCUGGUUAUAAACCUCCCAUAACCUUUGCAGUAGUUCAGAAGAGGCAUCACACGAGAUUGUUUCCUGUUAAAAUCGAUCCAUCUUUCAUACAGAGCCAGUUUCAAGACGAAAAUAUUCCUCCGGGGACAGUGGUGGAUACAGUGAUCACGCACCCAAGGGAAUUUGAUUUCUAUCUCUGUAGCCACUGGGGAAUGAAGGGAACCAGCAGACCAACACAUUACCAUGUAUUGUGGGAUGAAAACCAGUUCACUUCAGAUGAACUACAGAAGCUAGUUUACAAUCUUUGCUAUACGUAUGCAAAAUGUACCAAGCCUGUUUCUUUGGUGCCUCCAGCUUAUUAUGCUCACCUUGCUGCAUAUAGAGGCAGGCUCUACCUCGAGCGAUCGGAGUCAACAAUAUACUCGAGAAAUACUUCAACAUUCUCCCGACCUGCCCCUCCUAAGGCCUUGCCUCUACCAAAACUUAGUGAGAAAGUUAAGAAACUCAUGUUUUACUGCUGAAUAAUCUACCAAUCCACUAUGUGUAUCAGGUUUAUGACCUAUAUAGAUGUAGUUCAAUAUAACAUAAAUGCCCAACUGCCUAGACUUGUUCCCUUUUAUGGUUAAUUUGCAAGCUAAUUCAAAGGAUGAAUUGCCAA